Messenger RNA from Gloeophyllum trabeum ATCC 11539, 1804 nucleotides. RefSeq lists its product as uncharacterized. Gene Ontology annotation, cellular component: actin cortical patch. The transcript has 11 exons. Bases 47 to 1543 code for a protein of 498 amino acids. Gene Ontology annotation, molecular function: phosphatidylinositol binding; ubiquitin binding. Gene Ontology annotation, biological process: endocytosis; actin cortical patch localization; actin filament organization. Lineage: Eukaryota; Fungi; Basidiomycota; Agaricomycetes; Gloeophyllales; Gloeophyllaceae. The record is from RefSeq and is a predicted model, not a curated record.
CCGGCACUAUCUCUGUCUGUGUCUGCUCUCUCUACUCUUGUCUACCAUGGCUACCAUUAGCAUAGCGAAGGCUGCUUAUUCUUUUUUGAAUCAUGAAAAGCCUCAUUCUUCUGUUACAGAUUGGGUCGAGAUCUUGACUGCAAGCACUGUCGAGGACGAGGCUUACGACGGGAUCCCAGAAUUAGUGGAUGUAAUCAAUCUGCAACCCACAGGCCCUGCGGAGGCAUCCAGAGCUAUCAGGAAGAAAUUGAAGCAUGGAAACUCCCAUCAGCAGUAUCGAGCCCUAGUUAUCUUGAAAGCACUUGUAGAGAAUGGAGGACAUAAGUUCCAAACCACUUUUGCCGAUUCACAACUUACGGAUGCUAUCAAGAAUCUGGCUUCAGACCCUUCCACUGACCCAAAAGUGAAGAAGAAGCUACUGUCGGUCCUUGCAUCUUGGAAGAACCAGUUCCAGGGCGACCCAUCGAUGGCGUUCGUCGCAAACCUCUACAGUCAGUGCCGCCCACGGACGAGUAGGACGGUCGAUCCCAGCAGCCUCUGGGCACAGGACACUGAAAGCCAGAGGGCUUCUUUGGAAUACGAACGCAGGAAGCGGGAGGAGAAGGAAAAGAAGGAGGAGGCGAAGCGAAAGGCGAAGGAGGAGAAGGAAAGGGAGAAGAUGAAGCGAGAGGAGGAAUUGAGGAAGGCGAAGACGCGUGUAAGACGCAAGCCGUUCGACUUCGAGAAGGAAAAACCGGAGAUAUUAACCACGAUUGCCAAUGCGUCUCAAGCCUCGAGCAAUCUAGUGAAUGCUAUAACACUUGUAAACACGGAACAUGACAGUCUGCAAACGAAUGAACAGGUUCAAGAUCGCCUGAUGAAAGCCAAGCAAGUACGGAAACAACUCGUCCGAUAUAUUCAGUUGGUUGAGAACGAGGAACUCAUCGGUACUCUGAUUGAAACGAAUGACCGGCUGGUUCAAGCCCUCGAAAUGUAUAACACCUUAUCACGACCGACCGUCACGGAGGACGAUGUAUCAGCCGUGCAAGCUCGACUGGAAGCAGCCAAGAUCACGGACGGCGACCAGGCACACUUGCAAAGCAGACAGAGAGCUGCCGUUGCCCGUGCUGCGCAGGCCAGCAGCGCUCGGGGAAAAGAAAGAGCACCGCAGCUGGGGUCAGGCACGCAUCCUGAUCUACAGGAUCUCAGCUUUGGGUCGUUAGGGCCAGAGCAGAACAAUCUCCCUCCUCCCUUACGGCCGUCAGCACCGCGAAGUGCGGAUUCUGAUGACGAAGACAUCACGUAUCGCCGGGGCUCGCUCUCUGACUUUAGUGACUACCAGUCAUCUGACGAGGAGACACAUAAGCGGCAAACCUCCGCGCCCGGGCCCUCGACAGUGCGGUCAUAUUCCGUGGAUAACAACACUGCAGGAGAGGCGAAGAGCAGUCUCCUCCACGACGAUGAUGUUGAGGACCCUUUCGCCGAUCCCUUCAAGGAUCCUGAACCGGAGAUGUCAGGCGUCGGUACCCCUGGUAUUGCGGAGAAGAAGGGAAUGCAAUGGUGAAGUCCUAGUAAUGUGGGGAGAGCUGUGGAAGAUUCACAGUCUAUAGUAUACUUGUUGGGGGAGUGUAAGGUAGUUUCUGUACCCAUGGACCGGUCUAGUUGAAUUCUGCUUCAUGUAGCUUCUACGGCGUCUCUCCAUGUAUACAUUAGAGCAUAUUCGCUGUGGUAAUUACCACAGCAUGGGGCCAAUGGGGUCGCUUAAAUCCAUCAAAAUUCCCUUACUUGGGAGCUCCACCCGUAGUAAUUACCACACCGAAUAUGC